AUGAAACGGACGCUCAGAAGGCAUGAAUGGCAAUCCGUUUCCGAAGGCACUAUCAUAAUUCCCGCGACAACCUAUCCCCAGCGAUGGAAGAAUGAUGCUGCUAUUCUACGGUUUCUUCGCAACAAGACUAAUAUUCCGCUUCCACCUGCAGAAUGCACGUUCGAAGAUGACGGAGCCUUUUAUCUCCAAACGCAACAUGUGCAGGGAGUCAACAUGAAUGAGUUGACACAAGAGGAAAAGGAGAUAGUGAUGCAGGAGCUAGGUCAACAUAUAGCGACCUUGAAGUCUCUACGAUCGGACACACCUGGCGUGCCUGGCGAAUCCCUCCUAUGUCCUCCUCAACGGGUCACCGGCGGGCGGUGGAAGUGUAACAGCUGCUGGAAACCAAGGGACGCCAAGGGAGAUUACAUUUUUUGCCAUAACGAUCUCGGCCAGCAUAACGUGAUAGUCGGCCCCGAUACCCUUGCGAUAAAAGCUAUUAUUGACUGGGAGUUUGGUGGAUUCUGGCCUGCAUGGUUCGAGAGACCUUUUUGGAAGCGGCCCGGACCCACAACCAUCGGCACUGCCCUCGUCCCCAUCGGUCUGCUCUGGUGGGGAUGGACCGGCGAAGCCAGGCUGCACUGGAUCCUUCCCAAUAUCGGCUGCCUGUUAUUCGCCAUGGGCGUGUACAUAUGCUCCAGCUGCGUAUCCGUGUACACUAUUGAUACGUACGGCCGAUACGCGGCGUCCGCCAUCUCGACAAACCUGAUGGCACGGAGCAUUACGGCUGCCUUCUUUCCGCUUUUCGCGCCCUACCUGUUUGACGCCCUGCACUUUGGCCUCGGCGCCACGGUUUUAGCGGGUGCUUUUGCCAUGUUCGGCACAAUGGCCAGCCUCUGUGAAGCUAAACUUGGGGAUCCGAUAAGAGCGGCGGAUGCGGUUUGUUACAUCCCUGCCCGCCAAUCUUGGCGGCCAGGCUACUUUACAAUGCAGCAUAUAACUGUGUGGUCGGUGUAUUUCCAUAAUCCUAUCAAUGCGAUCGAUUCGGAGAACCCAGACCUACUGAAGGCGCAGGGCUCCGACAACGGAAAUCCCGGAAGUGUGGUUGUAAGUGGAUGGUCGUGGCAGAGCCGUUCGAGGAGGAUAAGUGGCUUUUACGACAGCACUCAAACCCCGAACACAGCCAGCAUAACCACGGGCGUAACAUCGGGCCAUCUGCACACCCCUCCCAUAGGAUCCUCACUACGCCUAUUAGGGCUACAAUUGAAUCAACAAGCCGCAGAGUUGGAAUCCGAGCUCGUGCUGGCUAUCGUCCAGGAGCAACAUCCAGAGUAUAUAUUUACACGAAAGGAUAUCUACAACGCCAGGUCUCUUAUCAACCGCGAUAAAUUCGGUGGAUAUACACCUACAGCAACACUCAGCAAGCUCUUCGACGAGAGGGAGAUGUCCUAUCUCGUCAGGUGGGCGGACGAUAACCCGAAUCGUCGUUUUGGCCUUGUCUGGACCUUUCCCUACUGUCUUCAGAUGUGGAAGCGGUUCCCUGAGGCCAUCAGCUUUGAUAAAAACGUAUAA
Messenger RNA from Cordyceps militaris CM01, 1551 nucleotides. Its product is annotated as Protein kinase-like domain. The transcript has 4 exons. Gene Ontology annotation, biological process: transmembrane transport. Bases 1 to 1551 code for a protein of 516 amino acids. Gene Ontology annotation, molecular function: transmembrane transporter activity. Lineage: Eukaryota; Fungi; Ascomycota; Sordariomycetes; Hypocreales; Cordycipitaceae. The record is from RefSeq and is a predicted model, not a curated record.